This is a messenger RNA of Trichophyton verrucosum HKI 0517, 552 nucleotides long. RefSeq lists its product as uncharacterized. The coding region runs from base 1 to 552 and encodes 183 amino acids. Gene Ontology annotation, cellular component: peroxisome; mitochondrion; cytosol. Lineage: Eukaryota; Fungi; Ascomycota; Eurotiomycetes; Onygenales; Arthrodermataceae. The transcript has 4 exons. Gene Ontology annotation, biological process: cell redox homeostasis; hydrogen peroxide catabolic process; cellular response to oxidative stress. The record is from RefSeq and is a predicted model, not a curated record. Gene Ontology annotation, molecular function: thioredoxin peroxidase activity.
AUGUUCAGACUCCCCUUCUCCCGGGCAUCGGCCUCUCUCUCUGUCUCUGUCUCCCGCGCAUUUCACUCCUCCCGCCCGCUCGCCGUCAGCCAGGGCGACAGCAUCCCCGACCUCGACGUCCUGACUGAGAACUCGCCUGGAAACAAGGUCAACCUCGCCUCCGAGCUGGCCUCGGGCAAGGGCGUCAUCGUCGGCACUCCCGGCGCCUUCACACCCGGAUGCUCUCUCUCGCAUGUACCAGGCUUCCUCAACCAUCCCAAGCUCAAAGACGCAGGCAAGGUCUUCGUCGUCUCCGUUAACGACGCUUUCGUAACCAAGGCGUGGGGUGAAUCGCUUGACCCGCACAAGAAGAGCGGUGUUCGCUUCCUCGCCGACGCUUCAGGCGAGUUCAACAGGCAGAUGGACCUGCUCUUCAGCUCGGCCAAGGUCUUCGGCAACGACAGGAGCAAGAGGUACGCCCUGGUCGUCGAGGACGGGAAAGUAGUCAAGGCCUUUGUCGAGCCUGACAACACCAGCGUCGAUGUCUCCCGGGCUGAAAAGGUGCUGGGAUAG